Messenger RNA from Olea europaea var. sylvestris, 1665 nucleotides. RefSeq names its product beta-amyrin 28-oxidase-like. The transcript has 3 exons. Gene Ontology annotation, biological process: sterol metabolic process. The record is from RefSeq and is a predicted model, not a curated record. Lineage: Eukaryota; Viridiplantae; Streptophyta; Magnoliopsida; Lamiales; Oleaceae. Bases 1 to 1392 code for a protein of 463 amino acids. Gene Ontology annotation, molecular function: monooxygenase activity; iron ion binding; oxidoreductase activity, acting on paired donors, with incorporation or reduction of molecular oxygen.
AUGGAAAAGUACCAGUCCACUGAGGUGUUCAAGACUUCACUUAUGGGUGAACCUGUAGCAGUUUUGUGCAGCCCCGCCGGGAAUAAGUUCCUGUUUAGUAAUGAGAAUAAACUGGUCACAAUUUGGUGGCCGAACUCUGUCAGGAAGCUGCUUGGACCCUGUCUAGCCACUACUAGUGGGGAUGAAGGGAAGCAAAUGAGGAAAAUGCUAUCUUGUUUCAUAACUCCUGAUGCAUUUACAAGGCUCUAUAUUAAAACUAUGGAUGUCGUAGCCCAGCAACACAUCAAUACUCACUGGCUAGGUAUGACUAUUGCACAAAUGAACGUAUAUAGUACAAUAUAUAUUUCUAAAUUCGGGUGUAUUCUGAUAUUCUUAAGACCAUUAAACUACAUAAUAUUUUUGUGUGAAGGUAAAGAAGAGUUGAAGGUGUUCCCAAUCAUCAAACUAUAUACGUUUGAACUUGCAUGUCGCCUCUUUAUGAGCCUUGAAAACCCUCAGCAAAUUGCCAAACUUGCUGCCCUGUUUAAUGUCUUCUUGAAGGGGAUAAUCUCAGUCCCUCUUAACUUCCCUGGAACAAGAUUCUUCAAUGCAAAGAGAGCGACAAUUGCUAUUAAGAAACAACUACAAACGAUAGUCAGAAACAGGAGAGUAGCUCUAGAACAGGAAACUGCUUCAGCUUCACAAGACCUUUUAUCACAUUUGCUAGCCCAUCCUGAUGAAAAUGGCAAGUUUAUGCCUGAAUCAGUUAUCGUGAAUAAUAUAUUGAUGCUACUCUUUGCUGGUCACGACACCUCUAGUGUUGCCAUAACUAUGCUGAUGAAGAGACUUGGACAACUUCCUCAAACUUAUGAAAAGGUAUUCAGAGAGCAAGGUGCAAUUGCAUCAUCCAAAGAAGCAGGGGAAUUUCUACAGUGGGAGGAUAUACAGAAGAUGAAGUACUCGUGGAAUGUAGUGUCUGAAACUAUGAGACUAUCACCACCUGUCAUAGGUGCUUUUAGAGAAGCGCUAGUCGAUUUUAAGUAUGCAGGUUAUGACAUUCCCAAGGGAUGGAAGUUAUACUGGAGUGCCUCUUUGGCGCACACAGAUUCUAGCUUGUUUCAAGAGAACAUAAAUUUUGAUCCAUCAAGAUAUGAAAGGGCAGGACCUAUUCCAUUUUCUUAUGUUCCAUUUGGAGGGGGACCCCGGAUGUGCUUGGGAAAAGAGUUUGCUCGACUGGAAAUACUUAUAUUUCUACACAACAUUGUUAAGAGAUUUCAAUGGGAUUUACUGAUUCCUGAUGAGAAAGUAGAAUAUGAUCCUUUGCCCACUCCAGUCAAAGGACUUCCAGUUCAUCUUCAUCCUCACAAGCCUUUAGAUGUUGUAGCUUCUUAUGUUGAUGCUUCAUUGCAUUAGUUGAAGAAAAUUGGAGAUUGAUAUUGAGAAAUAUAGUCAAUCCCAUGUAUUAAGUUUCAGCACUAGCUAGGUUCAUUGGAACUUUUGUCAGGAUUGAGGAAGAAACUCAAGUGCACUGAUGCAGAACAGGCAUCUUAAUCUUCACCUAGCUUAAAUAGAAUUUUAGUAGGUAAAAGUUUGUUCAAUGAAAAUUUCCACUGUAUUUCCUUGAGUAAAUUUUGGUCGUGUACUUGAUAUUCAUGAUAGAGAAAUGGAAUCAAGAAUUAAAAUUCA